AUGUCUGUGAUCCCUAGGGUCCCCAGGCUUGGAUAUGACGUCCUUUGGGAACAGGGCUCUGUGUCAUGGACCCUUUAUUCCCAUUUCGUCACCCGCACGACCAGGUCAACCAAUUCUUUGGAUAUUGGCCCCAAGAGUACCAGAUUUAUCCAUCCAUCGGGCAACCCGGGCGAAAAAGCCCAAGGGGCUCCGCUCUUCGCCGCCGCCCGCCCGCCGCCGCUGGAUGACGGCAAUUGGAUCGAAAAGAACACCAUCCCCCUCACUCUCUCCCCUUUAGACGGCUUCGGCACCGAGUCUCCUCUUGUCUCCUCUCUUCCGCCAUCGAAAGCUCCUCCCCAUGCACGCAUACAUUGCACAUGGCUUGGCAGCUUGGUGCGGGAACUUGGUCAUCCCACGGCAGGACCCCAAAUGUCGUGGCAUCGCGAGGAGCUCAACCCGUUCUGCGACCCGACGCGGAAACACAGCCUGCUUUUAGCUAGCCCGGGCUGUUGGGACCGAUCUUCGCACCUUUUUAUUUUCGCUAUUGAAUCCCCGCGUCGCGCGGGGUGUCUGGUAGUAGAGGCUUCGCCGACAUCUCAACUACCACCUCCUACUUCUUUUACCCUACCAACACUUGGAGUUCGGCCUUUUCUUUGCCCGCUGAAUAACUACAUCAGGGUACUUACUGGCCACAGCCGUCGCCACACGGCAACCUCCACGGGAGGGCCCGUUGCAGGCGCAUCUUCUUUUUACCCCUCUAUCAGCAGAGCCCGGGUCUGUGGGCUUCAAGCACCCCACGAUAUCUCGGCCAUCAUGACGUUAUCGAGUGACAGGAAGGGGCCUUUGAACUCUCGAUUUCUCGAUUGCUACCCAGCAGCAGGGCUGCACCAGGCCGAAGAGGGGUUUCCGGCACGUUGA
This is a messenger RNA of Chaetomium globosum CBS 148.51, 897 nucleotides long. RefSeq lists its product as uncharacterized. The transcript is spliced from 3 exons. The coding region runs from base 1 to 897 and encodes 298 amino acids. The record is from RefSeq and is a predicted model, not a curated record. NCBI's taxonomy places the organism in Eukaryota, Fungi, Ascomycota, Sordariomycetes, Sordariales, Chaetomiaceae.